This is a messenger RNA of Zonotrichia leucophrys gambelii, 1186 nucleotides long. Its product is annotated as basic helix-loop-helix transcription factor scleraxis-like. NCBI's taxonomy places the organism in Eukaryota, Metazoa, Chordata, Aves, Passeriformes, Passerellidae. The coding region runs from base 295 to 933 and encodes 212 amino acids. Gene Ontology annotation, biological process: developmental process; regulation of transcription by RNA polymerase II. The record is from RefSeq and is a predicted model, not a curated record. The transcript is spliced from 2 exons. Gene Ontology annotation, molecular function: DNA-binding transcription factor activity, RNA polymerase II-specific; RNA polymerase II transcription regulatory region sequence-specific DNA binding; protein dimerization activity.
GCGGCGGCGGCGGCGAGCCCCAAAACCGGGAAUAAACCGGGAUAAACCGGGAUAAACCCCCCCCUCCAAAAAAACAAACCGGGAUAAAACCCCGCGAUAAACCCGCGAUCAAACCCUGCGGCCACCGGCGUAAAGCAGCGCGAUAAAACCCCUAAAAAGCGACAUAAAAGUGGGAGAAAAAGCCGCAAAACCCGGGAUAGCAGCGGGAUAAAAAAGCCCUGAGAGCGGAUCGGCGAGAGCCAUGAGCGGCCGGAGCUGAGAGCGCUGCCCCGUUGUCCAGCGGCUUUCCCAGCCAUGUCCUUCGCCAUGCUGCGCUCGGCGCCGGGGCGCUUCCUGUACCCCGAGAUCAGCGCGCUGUCCGAGGACGAGGAGAACAGCGAGAGCUCGGGCUCCGAGGAGAAGCCCUUCCACGCCGAGGCCGACGCGUUCGGCAUGCGGGGCGGCAAGCGGCGGCCCGGCAAGAGCCGCGGGCGGCUGGCGCGGGAGCCGCGGCAGCGGCACACGGCGAACGCCCGCGAGCGGGACCGCACCAACUCGGUGAACACGGCGUUCACGGCGCUGCGCACGCUGAUCCCCACCGAGCCGGCCGACAGGAAGCUCUCCAAGAUCGAGACGCUGCGCCUCGCCUCCAGCUACAUCUCGCACCUGGGCAACGUGCUGCUGCUGGGCGACGCGGGCGGCGGAGGGCAGCCGUGCCACGGAGCGGCGGCGGCGGCGGCGGCGGCGGCGGCGGCGGGGCCGGGAGCGGCGGCGGCAGCGGCGGCAGCGGCGGCGGCGGCGGCGGCGGCCGCGUUCUGUGGCGGAGGGAGCGCGUCCCCGCCCGGGCGGGAGAGCGAGAGCGGGCAGCCGCGGCAGAUCUGCACCUUCUGCCUCAGCAACCAGCGCAAAAUGAGCAAAGACCGGGACAGGAAGACGGGACAGCUCCGGAGCUAGGCCGGGAAUUCCAGCGGAAAUUCCAGCCGGGAAUUCCAGCCGGGAAUCCCAGUGGGAAUCCCAACCGGAGCAGGGGAAGCCACGCUGGAGGAUUCCCGGAUCCAGGGACGUUUUCCUGCUGGAUCCCGCGGGAAGAGCGGCACCGACAUUCCACAGGAUCCCACGGGACACAGAGGAUGUGCCGGAAUUCCGGGAGAUCCCGGGAAUGCAGAGCCGCUCCGGGAAUCCUCGGGAAUUUCUGCCCUGGGAUUCC